Astyanax mexicanus (Mexican tetra) is the source of this 2013-nucleotide messenger RNA. It is a transcript of the gene mccc2, whose product is annotated as methylcrotonyl-CoA carboxylase subunit 2. Gene Ontology annotation, biological process: L-leucine catabolic process. Lineage: Eukaryota; Metazoa; Chordata; Actinopteri; Characiformes; Acestrorhamphidae. The transcript has 17 exons. The record is from RefSeq and is a predicted model, not a curated record. Gene Ontology annotation, molecular function: methylcrotonoyl-CoA carboxylase activity. The coding region runs from base 109 to 1800 and encodes 563 amino acids. Gene Ontology annotation, cellular component: methylcrotonoyl-CoA carboxylase complex; mitochondrion.
UGGCUCCACCAACUCGGUCACCCCUCCAGUGGUUCAUUCAGUUGGGGGAAACAUUGGACGGUUAUUUCUUAUUGUUAAUGAAUAAAAUGCUAAAUUUAUAGUGACAAAAUGUUAAUGCAAGCUCUCAGACCGUCUGUCCCCUUUAUCCGGAGCAGGAGCGCUCUGCUGCGGCUCUACCAUGCGGAUAAAGUCGCCACUCUGGGCUCCCAGGCUGAUGUGCAGUCUCCGGUUUACCAGGAAAACUAUGAACGCAUGCAAGCUUUGGUGAAGGAGCUGAAAGAGCGAUCAGAGAAGAUCAAACUUGGUGGAGGAGAAAGAGCAAGGGCCUUACACACAUCCAGAGGAAAGCUUCUGCCUCGGGAACGAAUUGAUAGACUCCUAGACCCAGGCUCUCCCUUUUUAGAACUGUCCCAGCUUGCUGCUUAUGAGCUGUAUGGUAGUGAAGAAGUUCCCGCUGGAGGCAUCAUCACUGGCAUUGGUCGAGUUUCUGGGGUGGAAUGCGUGAUCGCUGCAAAUGAUGCCACUGUGAAAGGAGGUACUUAUUAUCCAGUUACUGUAAAGAAGCACCUUCGCGCUCAAGAGAUUGCACAACAGAACCACCUGCCAUGCAUUUAUCUCGUGGAUUCUGGGGGUGCCAACUUGCCCAGACAGGCAGAAGUGUUUCCUGACAGAGAUCACUUUGGUCGCAUCUUCUUCAACCAGGCACGUCUGUCCUCACAGGGCAUUGCACAGAUCGCUGUAGUAAUGGGAUCUUGUACGGCAGGGGGUGCGUAUGUCCCCUCCAUGGCAGAUGAGAGCAUCAUUGUUCGCAAACAAGGGACAAUUUUUCUGGCAGGACCUCCAUUGGUAAAAGCUGCCACCGGUGAAGAAGUCUCUGCUGAAGACCUUGGAGGUGCUGACCUUCACUGCAGACAUUCUGGGGUAACAGAUCACUAUGCCUUAGAUGAUCUCCAUGCUCUUCAUUUGGCAAGGAAAGCUGUGCGAAACCUGAACUACAGGAAGAAAUUAGAUGUCACUGUAGAACCUCCAGAGGCGCCACUAUUCCCAGCAGAUGAGAUUUACGGCAUAGUGGGGGACAACCUGAAACGAAACUUCGACGUAAAAGAGGUGAUUGCUCGAAUUGUUGAUGGCAGUAAGUUUGAUGAAUUCAAAGCAUUGUAUGGAGACACACUGGUAACAGGUUUUGCACGAAUAUUUGGUUAUCCAGUAGGAAUCAUUGGAAAUAAUGGAGUACUGUUUUCAGAGUCAGCAAAGAAAGCAACACAUUUUAUUGAGUUGUGCUGUAGUCGGAACAUUCCACUGAUCUUUCUGCAGAACAUCACAGGCUUUAUGGUGGGGAAAGAGUAUGAAGCUGGAGGUAUUGCUAAAGAUGGAGCCAAGAUGGUAACCGCUGUGGCCUGUGCCAAUGUGCCCAAGAUCACCGUCAUCAUCGGAGGGUCUUAUGGGGCUGGAAACUACGGAAUGUGUGGCAGAGCUUACAGUCCCCGAUUCCUGUACAUGUGGCCUAAUGCACGCAUCUCAGUGAUGGGAGGAGAGCAGGCAGCAAAUGUGUUGGCCACCAUCACUAAAGACCAGAAAGCCAGACAAGGAAAAGAAUUCACAGCUGAAGAGGAGGCAGCUAUGAAGGAUCCCAUUAUCAGACGGUUUGAAGAGGAAGGAAGCCCUUAUUUCUCCAGUGCCAGACUGUGGGACGAUGGAAUUAUUGAUCCUGCUGACACGCGCCUCGUCCUGGGCCUCAGUCUGAGCGCUACUCUCAAUGCUCCCACACAGAAGACUCGCUUUGGCGUCUUCAGAAUGUAAUAUUAAACAAAAAAAGAAAGAAAGAAAACACCAUGUUCCUAGAGUUUGGAUCUUGUUAGAUCUUUUUGGGGCGAGAGGAAACACUAACGUUUUACUGUGGGCAAGUUACUGUUUUGUCUUUUAUUCCAUGUGAGAUAAAGAGUAAAAUGUAUAAUGUUUUUCAGAUGAUUUUGUCUGUUUGGAAAAUAAUUAAAAUAAUUUACUUAAUGUUUA